Molecule: messenger RNA, 2096 nt
Organism: Diospyros lotus (date-plum)
Lineage: Eukaryota; Viridiplantae; Streptophyta; Magnoliopsida; Ericales; Ebenaceae
Exons: 15
Coding region: 689-1843 (384 amino acids)
Source: RefSeq, a predicted model, not a curated record
UAUUCUGGGCAAAUGUUUUUUUCCUACGUUAGACUCAUUAUCUUUGAAUACAAGGCAUAAGGUUCAUGCUCAACACUAAAUUGGGAUUUGCAUGUAUAUGACCAAGAAACGUUAUUUAAAAUUUUAUAGACAAGGUCAAAAAGUUACAAGAUGACUUGCUCUUGGAGGCAGCCAGUUAGGGGAAUUUAACUGGGUGCUUGGGUUUUCAUUUGAGUCAACUUUCAAAGCGGAGCACAUGGUUUGCUGAUUGGUUGCUUGAUUAUGGAGUCACUUAUGGAGCAAAUGAGGGGCUAGAACUACGUGUGAAGUCAAUAGGGUUGCUGCCUUCUGGGUUUUGAGUAAACUAGUUAAUAAAGACAUGGGUUUGAUAUACAUAUAUAUUGUGCUAAAAUGCUCUGGUUUUUACGAUAAAAUUGAGGAGAUCAGAGAGGAUUGGUUUGGGAUAUUGGGUUGAGGAGUCUAAUUUGCAUGCACUGGAUAUUUUGCAUAUGAAAGGAAAGAAAAGGAGGGAGAGAACUAUAGCACUCACUCCUGGUCUUGACUUCCGGUCAGAGAUAAAAUUUAGGUAGCCGAACCCAUAUAGUGGGAUAAAAGGAUUCCCUCAGAAUCUGUUGAACCCCGGAACACAGAUCGUUGGGCGCGCCGCAGCAUAUUGUUGUGUAUGCCCAGUUCACAGGUUGUAAAUUAAAUGGGAAUCAUUGGACACAGUGGAGUUGUUAGAAAACCAAAUGAAAGCAUGAGGCUUAUUGUAACAACUUGUGUUGGGCUCAUCUUUGGCUUCUUCAUUGGGGUAUCAUUUCCCAGACUUACAUUAACAGAGGUUCAUGACAAUCUGAAUGUCCCUUCUAGUCUUCUUCCUUCUGGCAGCAGUAACGCAGUGACCGAAGAACAAAAAAUGCACAUUACAUCAAAGAUCUGGUCUCCAUCUAAUCCGCGAGGCGCAGAACAAUUACCCCCCGCUAUUGUUGCAGCUGAAUCUGAUUUAUUUCUCCGCAGAUUGUGGGGUGAGCCCAGUGAGGACAUAACUAUCAAGCCGAAAUAUCUUGUGACAUUCACCGUUGGUUAUAAUCAGAAGCAGAACAUUGAUGCAGCCGUCAAGAAGUUCUCGGAGAACUUCACAAUUCUUCUGUUCCAUUACGAUGGAAAAACAACCGAGUGGGAUGAGUUCGAGUGGUCACGGCGAGCUAUUCAUGUCAGUGCCCCAAAGCAAUCGAAGUGGUGGUACGCGAAACGAUUUCUGCACCCUGACAUCGUGGCGCCAUACGAUUACAUUUUUAUCUGGGACGAAGACCUCGGGGUUGAGAACUUCGACGCUGAAGAAUACAUAAAACUUGUGCGGAAGCAUGGCUUUGAGAUUUCCCAACCUGGUAUAGAACCGACGAGAGGGCUAACAUGGCAGAUGACGAAAAGAAGAGAUGAUCGCGAGGUUCACACACAAACAGGGGAGAAACCGGGCUGGUGCAGCGAUCCACACUUGCCUCCUUGUGCAGCAUUCGUCGAGAUCAUGGCUCCAGUGUUCUCCCGAGACGCAUGGCGUUGCGUCUGGCACUUGAUUCAGAAUGACUUGGUCCAUGGAUGGGGUCUGGACUUUGCCCUCCGCAAAUGUGUUGAGCCUGCUCACGAAAAGAUUGGAGUUGUCGAUGCUCAGUGGAUCGUUCACCAAACUCUUCCUUCCCUCGGAAGCCAGGGCCAAGCAGAGAAUGGAAAGGCGCCAUGGCUGGGGGUGAGGGAAAGGUGCAAGAAAGAGUGGAGCAUGUUCCAGGCUCGGCUCGGGAAUGCAGAAAAAGCUUACUACAGAUCCAUGGGAGUGGAGCCACCAAACUCCACGACUCGCUGGCGCUAGGCCCGGAUUCAUCUAACCCGCCCAUCGAUUCAUAUAUUCUUGUCAAGACCGACCACGAUCAAAUAACAACCACUGUUGCAGUGCUUCUCCAAUACAAGGCAAUUGGAUUGCCCGGAUUCCAAUGUUGGAUCCAUUUCUUCAUAAUCUUUUUUUUUUUUUAAAAAAAAUAGCUAUUGCUUUAAUGUCCCUAUAAGAGAACCGUUCGAAUUAGUCCGAUUCUAUAAUAAUUUAGUAAUCAAACUAUUUUUAACAA